Molecule: messenger RNA, 3019 nt
Organism: Centruroides sculpturatus (bark scorpion)
Lineage: Eukaryota; Metazoa; Arthropoda; Arachnida; Scorpiones; Buthidae
Product: patched domain-containing protein 3-like
Exons: 4
Coding region: 71-2761 (896 amino acids)
Cellular component (GO): membrane
Source: RefSeq, a predicted model, not a curated record
CUUAUAUAUACUGCCCGAGUGAGAGAAUUAAAGUUUACAAGAAGCUUGAAAAAGAUAUAUUAAAGUCGCCAUGAAGUUUAAUUAUAUUCAAAGAAUAUUGUCUAGUUUUUAUUAUCGUCUCGGCCGUCAAAUAUCGCAGAAACCUGCUUAUUUUUUCGCAUUUCCUAUUAUUAUAACAGCGAUACUUUCUUUUGGUUUCUUGAGAAUAAAGUUAGAACGCGAUCCCACUAUUCUGUACUCGGUCCAGCACGGAAGAGCGAUGACCGAAAUGAGAAACCUUCAAAAACUAUUCCCUAUGAACUAUUCAUCCAAUUUCGAUAUAAUAAGAGCUAUCUCUACCGAAAACUCGAUACACGUCAUGUUUACGGCCUCGGACGGUGGAAAUAUGAUCAAAAAAGAUAUUUUCUACAGAAUAUUGACUUUGGACGAACAAAUUCGUAACAUGGAAGUAACUCUGAACCACAGCACCUUUAAAUAUGAAGACAUCUGCGCUACUAACGAAGGGCAAUGUCUUCGCAAUACGUUAAAAGAAUUAGAGCCGUUAAUAACUGGAAAAAAUUCAAAACUUAAAUAUCCCAUCAACUUUGACCCCUUCACUUUUGUCUUUCAGCCCUUUGUAAUAAAUUUAGGCGGAGUGAAUACCGACGAUAACGGAAUCAUUACAGAUAUCAGAGCCAUGAGACUGGUUUACGUUCUCAACGGUGACGUCGACAAACAAUUAAUAUCAGAAACUUGGCAAAACACUCUUCUAGAACAGUUAAAAAAGAAUAUAUCCGACGAAUUAGUCCUUUACGUGUUUGUUCCUUCUUCCGUGGAGAAAGAAUUAGAAGAGUUUUCGUCAAAUAUGCUUCCUUUCACGGGAAUCGUAGCCGUGGUCAUUAUGAUAUUUUCUUCUAUAAGUUGUAUGAGUUCGGAUUGGAUUAGGAGUAAACCACUCUUGGGAAUAUUUGCUUGUGUGUCUGCAAUACUGGCAAUUGUGGCCGCAUUUGGAUUUGCUAUGCUGUGCGGUUUGACCUACGUCGACAUUAACAUAGCUUUGCCAUUUUUAAUAUUAGGUAUGGAGGUAGACGAUGCGUACGUACUCAUAGCAGCGUGGAGGUUAACGAAAACAGAAUGGUCAGUAUCGAAGAGAAUGGCCGAGUGUUAUUCCGAAGCGGCAGUUUCUGUGACUAUAACUUCCAUCACUAAUUUAUUAGCAUUUUGUAUCGGCGUCCUCAGUCCUUAUAAAGCCAUGCAGAUAUUCUGUUCCUACGCCGCAAUCUGCAUAUUUUUUACUUUCGUCUAUUUAAUUUUUUUCUUCGGAUCCGUUAUAGCAAUGAGUGGCUAUCGAGAACAUCUCAAUCUUCACCCUCUUUUGUGUAUUAAAGUCGAUAAAAGGAUUUCUAUGGAAGACGAGGAGCUCGAGACGGUGGAAGAAGAUUAUAUAAUGACUAUUUUCAGAGAUAAGCUCGGAGGUCUUUUAAGGUACAAUAGCGUUAAAAUUAUUAUUAUUGCGGUUUUCAUCACAGUUCUAGGUUUCGGAAUUUGGGGAUUUAAAUUUUUGAGAGAAGGCAUGGAGCUAGCCGAUGCGUUUUCUUCCGAUUCGGAUUUAGCUUUGGCGAUAAAAAUUUAUUACAAAUAUUUCACUCGCUACCCUUACAUAUUGCACGUUGCCAUUAAUAAAACAAUGAAUUUCGCCGAUCUUGGAGUACAGCAACAAGUGAACGAACUUCUUGAAGAAUUUGAAGAUCAUCCUUUUAUAAGCGGAGUGGAAAAUAGAAUUUCUUGGUUAAAAUUCUUUAAUCUUUUCCAACUCUCGCCUUUUAGUAAAAUCGUAUUGAACGGUUAUGAUUUAUCGGACAAACGAGAGUUCGUCGACAGUUUGAACGAAGUCUUUUUGAAUAUUCCCUUAGCCAGACAAUUCAAACAAGACAUCAAUUUUAACGAAAACUUAACGGAAAUUACUUCUACGCGCUUUUUGUUGUUGUGUGAAAAUGUCAACGACAUCUCUGAAGAGAAGAAGCUCUUGCAAGAUGUUUGGAACAUCGCGGAUUCUUCCCCGUUACCGCUCAUCGUUCACUCUAUAUUCUUUCCGGGUUUCGAGCAGUCUGUGCUUAUUCGUUCUAUUGUUAUUCAGACGGGUUGGGCCACCGUUAUACUCAUAGCCGCCAUUUUCUUUUUAUUUAUUCCAAACGUCAAGUGUGCCGUAUGCGUAUCUAUCGCGGUGAUAUCUACUCUAAUCGAAACUGUUGGUUACAUGGCAUUGUGGGGAGUGAAAUUAGAUUUAAUGUCUAUGAUUAUAUUACUGUUGGGCAUCGGUUUGUCUAUUAAUUAUCCGGCCCACACUACCUUUGCAUUUAGGAUGUCCAAACAUAGAAAUUCCAACGAUAAGAUGAAAAGCGCCCUUUAUGCGGUCGGUAUGCCCAUUGUUCAGGGAUCGUUAUCGACCGUUAUCGGGGUUUCCGUUUUACUUUACAGCAGCUCUUAUAUGCUAAUCAUUUGUUUUAAAAUAGUACUUUUAGUAAUCGUAAGUACGGCGUUUCAUUCGUUGUUAGUGAUACCCGUUAUUAUGAGCGUCAUAGAGAAAUAUAGUUUGUCUCAUUUGCCCGAUGUGUCUGACGUCAGACGCAUAAGUCGCGUAAGUUUUAAAAUUAAAAAUACUCCGGAAGAAGAAGUCCAAAUGUGUGUGGAUAGCGAAGAUAAAUCGUUUAGUUUAAAAUCCAUUUUUAUAAAAGGAUAUAAAAACGACGACAUGGUUUUUGUCAAUAAUACCUUAUUAUGAUUAUUUGCAAUCGAUUUAAUGUCAUAAAAAUAACUUCAAGACGAAAUAUAAUGUGAAUUUGAGUUAAUUACUGGACGAAAACGUCGAUUUCGGGAGCGUAUAGUGAGAAAAUUUAGAUUAUGACACUCCAUCUUGAAAAAUACGUCGAGAGGGAAUAAAUUUGACUUUGCAUUGGUAAUCUGGCCACGAAUUUUUAAUGGCUUUCGUAAUGAAAUAACGGUUAAAAACAGUUUUACCACACUUUGUAAUUGUAUUUGU